CCUUUCACUCCUUUCCUUUCUUUCAACAUUCAGGGUUUUCUCCUGCUCUGUUUUUCUAGGAGAUGGCGAAGCUUCCUAAUGUGUUCUCUUUGAGGCACUUGCUGGUGCUGUCCCUCGCUUUGAAUGUGAGCUUCAUACUGAGAUUGUUAUUUGAAGGUGAAGAAGGCCAUGAUCACUGUUCUUGUUUGAGAAAGGAAAGACGGGCCAAGAUUGCUAGAGCUGAUUCUAACACAGAGACAGGGGAGCAGAGUAUCAAAGAAUCACGUGUUGCUGUAUCAUCAUCCACUUCAUCUUUGGCUAAUUCUACAUGCAAAGAUCAUCCUGGAGGCAGGAAUAGAGUUAUCAAUCUCGACCAUGGAGAUCCGACAAUGUAUGAGAGAUUUUGGCGACAAACGGGUGAGAAGACCACGAUCACAAUUCAUGGAUGGCAAUCAAUGAGCUAUUUCUCUGAUGCUUCCAACAUAUGCUGGUUUCUGGAGGCAGAGUUUGCGAAGGAGGUGGUGAGGUUGCACAGAGUUGUUGGGAAUGCAGUAACAGAAGGGCAUCACGUUGUUGUUGGGACAGGUUCGUCUCAACUUUUUCUGGCGGCUCUCUAUGCUCUGUCUCCGCCAGAUGCGCUUCAACCCAUCAGCGUUGUCUGCGCCUCACCAUACUACUCGUCGUAUCCAUCAAUGACGGAUUACCUGAAAUCAGGGCUAUACAAAUGGGGUGGUGAUGCAGAAAGCUUUGACAGCAGAGAUGGUCCCUACAUUGAAUUGGUUACUUCUCCCAACAAUCCUGAUGGACAUGUCAGAAGAUCCAUGGUGAACCGAAGCCAUGGCGUUCUGGUUCAUGACCUUGCAUAUUACUGGCCCCAAUACACUCCAAUAUCUUCGCCUGCAGAUCAUGAUCUCAUGCUUUUCACUGUCUCAAAGACCACUGGUCAUGCAGGAAUGCGCAUAGGGUGGGCUCUGGUCAAAGACAAAGAGGUAGCAAAGAAAAUGACCAAAUUCAUAGAGCUCAACACAAUAGGAGUCUCCAAGGAUUCACAACUCAGGGCUGCUAAGGUUCUAAGGACAGUUUCUGACAGCUGUGAGCAUGGAAACUCUCAAGAGGUUGAGUCAUUCUUCAAUUUUAGUCACAAGCUCAUGUCAAACAGGUGGAAGCAAUUGAGAAUAGUAGUGAAGCACAGUGGAUUGUUCAGUUUGCCCAAAUUUUCCCCUGCAUUCUGCUCCUUUUUCAAUCAGGUGUCGGAGCCUCAACCAGCUUUUGUGUGGCUAAAGUGUGAGGGAAAUGUGGAAGACUGCGAAGGCUUCCUUCGAGAACACAACAUUUUAACGAGAAGUGGAAGACAUUUUGGGGUUAGCCCAAAAUAUGUAAGAGUUAGCAUGUUGGAUACUGAUGAAAAUUUUGUGCACUUUCUAGAUAGACUCUCUGCCAUUAAAUCUCAAUAGUGGAAGUUUGCUGCUGGUAAUGUAUGUAUAAUAAAAGGUGUUACUUAGGAUAUAUAUUGGCAUCUAUGUAGAUAUGUGUGAAGUAACAUCUCAUUUUCCCCUCCAAUAAUUUAAUUUAAUACGUUAUUAUUAUUA
Messenger RNA from Lotus japonicus, 1568 nucleotides. RefSeq names its product tryptophan aminotransferase-related protein 2-like. The record is from RefSeq and is a predicted model, not a curated record. Lineage: Eukaryota; Viridiplantae; Streptophyta; Magnoliopsida; Fabales; Fabaceae. The transcript is spliced from 5 exons. Gene Ontology annotation, molecular function: transaminase activity; carbon-sulfur lyase activity. Gene Ontology annotation, biological process: amino acid metabolic process. The coding region runs from base 63 to 1433 and encodes 456 amino acids.